AUGCGUAAACCCAAAGAUAGUUUUUCACGAGGUUUAAUUCGAAUGUCAUGGUCCAAAAAAAAUUUAUUCAUUAUUCAUCAACGUGGCAAUUAUCCACCAAGAUUACAAAAUCGUACUUUAUUUCAACAAAAAUGGCAAGCAAAAAAGGAUACAAGAGCUUAUCAUGGAGCUCAACUGAAUGAACGACAAUUUCGUAGAUUAUUUGAACCAAAACUAUCUACGAGUUUAAGCGGUAAAGAGGAAGCGAAACAUCCUCCGGUUUCAGUUUUAACUUAUGCUAGUCUGGAAAGGAGAUUGGAUUUUAUUGUAUUUAGAAGUUGUUUUGCUAGUAGUAUUUGGGCGGCUAGACAAAUGGUCGUUCACGGAAAAGUUAAUGUAAAUGGCAAAAAGAUUUCUUCUCCAUCAUAUCUAGCUAAAGAUGGUGAUGUUAUCAGUGUUAAUCCGCAUGCUAUACCUUUCCUCAUUGAUCCGAUUACACCAAAGGGUUUUACAUUCAAGCCAAUACCAUUCAUGCAACCUUUCUUAUUUAUUCCAGAAUAUCUAGAAGUCAAUUUUAAUAAUUGUUCUGUCGUAUUUUUAAGAGAUCCAGUUUCUAGACCCGGAAGAAGUGAGAUUCCUUCACCUUUUCCACCAGAAACUCAUUCCUUAGCUUAUGAGUUUUAUGCGGAAAGGAUAAAGAAAAAGACGAGUAAAAGAACACGUCGUUUGAUUCCUAUUGAAGAAAAAUUUAGGAUUGAUUAA
This is a messenger RNA of Funneliformis caledonium, 741 nucleotides long. The record is from the annotation of a GenBank genome assembly. NCBI's taxonomy places the organism in Eukaryota, Fungi, Glomeromycota, Glomeromycetes, Glomerales, Glomeraceae.